AUGGAUGAUUCUAAUGACUCAACGACACUUGAUCCAACAGUUGAAUUUAAUGCUUAUUUGAAUGAUCCAGUACGCACAAAAUUUUCCGAUUAUUGGUUUCAUUCUCAACUAAACAUUCUUAAAAAAUUGUCUAUGCGCCUAUUUUCAGUUCAAGCAUCAUCAACACCUAUUGAACGCGCAUUCUCCCAUGCUGGAUUGAUAUUGUCGCAAAGAAGAACAAACAUGAGCGAACAAUUAUUUCGUGAUUUAGUAUUUUUACGCGUGAAUCAAAAGUUGUUAUAA
Rotaria socialis is the source of this 282-nucleotide messenger RNA. Lineage: Eukaryota; Metazoa; Rotifera; Eurotatoria; Philodinida; Philodinidae. The record is from the annotation of a GenBank genome assembly.